Messenger RNA from Echinops telfairi (small Madagascar hedgehog), 1138 nucleotides. It is a transcript of the gene RAB14, whose product is annotated as RAB14, member RAS oncogene family. Gene Ontology annotation, cellular component: Golgi apparatus. The coding region runs from base 5 to 478 and encodes 157 amino acids. The record is from RefSeq and is a predicted model, not a curated record. Lineage: Eukaryota; Metazoa; Chordata; Mammalia; Afrosoricida; Tenrecidae. Gene Ontology annotation, molecular function: GTP binding; GTPase activity. The transcript is spliced from 6 exons.
CACCAUGGCAACUGCACCGUACAACUACUCUUACAUCUUUAAAUAUAUUAUUAUUGGGGAUAUGGGAGUAGGAAAAUCUUGCUUGCUUCAUCAAUUUACAGAAAAAAAAUUUAUGGCUGAUUGUCCUCACACAAUUGGUGUUGAAUUUGGUACAAGAAUAAUUGAAGUUAGUGGCCAAAAAAUCAAACUGCAGAUUUGGGAUACAGCAGGACAAGAACGGUUUAGGGCAGUUACGCGGAGCUACUACAGAGGUGCCGCAGGAGCACUUAUGGUGUACGAUAUCACUAGAAGAAGUACAUAUAACCAUUUAAGCAGCUGGUUGACAGAUGCAAGGAACCUCACCAAUCCAAAUACUGUAAUAAUUCUCAUAGGAAAUAAAGCAGAUUUGGAGGCACAGAGAGAUGUUACAUAUGAAGAAGCCAAACAGUUUGCUGAAGAAAAUGGCUUAUUGUUCCUUGAAGCAAGUGCAAAAACGUAAGUAUAGCCAAAGUGAAGAUUAUGUUUUGCUUAUUUUGAUGUUUCUUAAAGUAAAACCUUGAAUAUGGGAACUCUCUAGGAAGAGAAAUUUCUAUUUAAAUGUAUAGCGUUCAUGAUAGGUAGAAAACAACCCUUUACUUCCUGUUUCAAGAUUCAGGAUAAAUAUUCAUUUUUAUUACUUUACCUAAAGAUUGUACCUUGAUUUUGUACUCAUUUGUAACCUAGGUUUUAAAAACAUGCAUUUCCGAAGUGUUUGACUUUAAUAACUGAGGUUGAGUCUGGCAUCUCAGACCCAAGCCUAAUCAGUUCUUCAUCUGAUAUGUCUGGUCGUGGUGAAAAGCAUGACGUAAGGAACUACUUAGAAGCUAAGAAUAACCAGAAGCAUAACCUUUUCCAGUUGUUCUCUUUUGUUCAUAUUAAACCCGGUGACUCUUAGCAUAAUUUUAUUAACUGGAUCAAACAUUCCUUGCAGUGGUGUAGCCCAUUUGUGUGUUGUUGUUUUUUUUCAUAUUAAAACAUUUUAAGUUCCACUUGACUUUAUUGCAUUAUAUUUGAAACGAUAUAUAAUAGUUCUUGUAAUACUUAACACAUCUGUGCUUAUAAUUUUUUUAAGUUAUCAUAAGAAGGCCUAUAUCAACAAACCCAGGGACAAGGGAAGAAC